AUGGCAAAGUCACUCGUUUUGUCCUUUUUGUCCCUGCUGCUGCUCGCCAGCCAUGGCCUCGCCCUCCGCCAUAAGGGUGACGCGUCCGGUGCCAGGCCCCGGAACGCAACGCUGCCGCUCGGCGGUGGCCGGAAGGGGACCAACAUGUUUGGGAGCAUGCGCGACCCGAGCUCGCCGGCCGCCCGCUUUGCACCGCGUCAACUGACCUGUCCCCCUGGUGAAGAGCUCUGCGGAGAAUUCUGCUGUUUGAUUGACACGGUUUGCUGCGAGGUCGAGUUCGGCUGCUGCGAGCUGGACAAGCCCGUCUGCCAGCCCGACCUAUGCUGCCCCGUCGACACCACGGCCUGCGGCCCCGACAACCCGCUCUACUGCCAUUACCCGGGCACCAUCUGCUGCCCGGAGCCGUCGACCACGGCGUGCCCCGACGGCACGAUGUGCUGCGGCGAAGAAGCCUGCUGCGAGGACGGCUACUUGUGCCUGGACGAGAGCAUCUGCUGCCUGCCCGGCUGGAAGUCGUGCGACGACUGGUGCUGCCCCAUUGGCUCCGACUGCAGCGACGCGCCGGGCUUCUGCGAGCUGGACACGGGAAGCACGUCGUCCGGGGAGCCGCCCGGCCAGACCCAGCAGUCGACGAUUCACUUUUCGUCCUCGCAGGCGCCGCCGCCGUCGUCCAACCCGCCGCCGGAGUCGAGUCCCCCGCCGGAGUCGUCUCCCCCGCCGCAGUCAUCCCCUCCUCCUGAGUCGUCGCCGCCGCCCGAGUCUUCGCCGCCGCCCGAGUCUUCGCCGCCGCCCGAGUCUUCGCCGCCGCCCGAGUCCUCUCCUCCUCCCGAGUCAUCGCCUCCCCCCGAGUCCUCUCCUCCUCCCGAGUCAUCGCCUCCCCCGAGUCAUCGUCUCCCCCCGAGUCAUCGUCUCCCCCCGAGUCUUCGUCUCCCCCGGAGUCGUCGUCUCCCCCCGAGUCAUCGCCGCCCCGGGCCGUCGAGCACGAUAUCCUGCCCCUCGGGCACGCCGACUCUCGUGCUGCCCUUUAUCCAAGACCAGACGGAUGAGCUCAUCAACAACAUUUGCGUCGGCCUCCGGAAACAGGGACUCACCGACCACCAGCUGCUCAACUACGCCGGACGCGGCGAAGGCCGCAAGAACCGAAAGCUGACCAUGUGCGGCGAUGGAAAGUGCUGCAAGGACCAGAAGAAAGCCUCCGGCGUCAACAAGGGCGAACCGCUGACGUGCGACGAGUACCCUUUUGCCUCGACGACGCAGAGCAGCCCCAACUCGCACGUCGGCUGCAUCCUCGGCUUCCAGAACACGGCCGGCGGCUUUUUCUAUCUCAAUAACUUUUUGCGCGACCAGCUCAAGUACACAAAGCACUGCCCGUACAUUAUGCAAAUCGACCCGGACUACAACUGCGCCCAGGUGCAGGCGGACUCCAUCCCGAAAUGCAACAAGAAGACCCGGCGGCAGCUCGAGGUGUCGGCGACGGCGUCGGCCCACGGCGUCUUUUACGAUUCUUACAAUGGCUCGCCGGGUACUCUCAUCAUUCCGCUCGGCGACAUUGACGAGGGAAGUUACUCGGUCGAAGUCACCUUCCCUCCCAACGCCGUCGUCUCGCGCGUCCUCAUUGGCGACAAUCUCGGAAACGAGUACAGCGUGCAAACAUCCCCGACGUCUGGCUCGACGUACCAGUUCACGGCCGAGCUCGACGAUUUCGGCUACUCGGCCGCCAUCAUCGCCGAGACCACCGCCGGCGACCUGUCCGUUGAGUCGUGGUCCGUCGAGGCCAUUGGCGAUACACCGCCGUUCUCGUCGGGCAGCCCCGGCACGGCCACGCCGCCGCCGACCUCGUCAGCGUCGCGUAGCCAAGAGCCGACGGGCAGUGGCAGCAGCACGAUCACGAUUGUGACGGUCAUCAGCGGCGUGACGACGACCAUCACGACGUGCCCCGUCAGCGAGACGAACGCGCCGCCGCCGCCGCCGACGUCCGGUGUGAGUACCAUUACCACUGUGAUUAGUGGCGUCACCAUCACCACAACGUGGUGCCCCGAAACGGACACCACGGUGAGUGCAUCUGCGCCGCCUCCGCCACCGCCGCCGGCAAGCAGCGUCAGCACCAUCACCACUGUCAUCAGCGGCGUGACCGUCACGACGACCACCGUCUGCCCCGAAACGACCCCGUCGGCACCGCCGCCGCCGCCGCCGGCUGGUUCGUCGCCGCCUGGAGAAUCGCAGCCUCAGGAGUCGCAGCCUCAGGAGUCACAGCCCCAGCAGUCGCAGCCCCACGAGUCGGCGCCGCCGGCCAACACAAGCCCGACGCUUCUGCCGACAACCGAGCACACGACCCCCGUGACGGUGCCCACCGAGUCGUCGCCGGUGGCUGUCGUGACGGCGGCAGCGACCAAGGCGGACGCUGUGUCGGCCAAGCUCCUCUGGGUCUUGCUGGGCGCCGCGGUGCUGUUCCUCCACCUGUAA
Messenger RNA from Sporothrix schenckii 1099-18, 2463 nucleotides. RefSeq lists its product as uncharacterized. The record is from RefSeq and is a predicted model, not a curated record. The coding region runs from base 1 to 2463 and encodes 820 amino acids. NCBI's taxonomy places the organism in Eukaryota, Fungi, Ascomycota, Sordariomycetes, Ophiostomatales, Ophiostomataceae. The transcript has 9 exons.